Conger conger (European conger) is the source of this 921-nucleotide messenger RNA. Its product is annotated as odorant receptor 131-2-like. Gene Ontology annotation, molecular function: G protein-coupled receptor activity. The transcript has a single exon. Bases 1 to 921 code for a protein of 306 amino acids. The record is from RefSeq and is a predicted model, not a curated record. Gene Ontology annotation, cellular component: membrane. Gene Ontology annotation, biological process: G protein-coupled receptor signaling pathway. Lineage: Eukaryota; Metazoa; Chordata; Actinopteri; Anguilliformes; Congridae.
AUGAACUCAACAUGGGACCCUAUGGACAUGUUUAAAGAUGCUUUCAUCAAGAACUUUGUUCUUGUUUUCGUGGCGAUAAUCUUCAACUACAUCAGUGGGACAUUAGUGUUCAUCUUCUUCACCAACCAGAUAUUCUACACUGAGCCGAGGUAUAUACUCUACUUUAACAUGGUGAUUAAUGACAUGGUCAUGCUGACAUUAACAGUGGCUAUACAUGUUGGAUCCUAUAUUUGGCCACUUUUCAAAAUGCCAGUCUGCUGCAUUGUAACUAUAAUAAGUCUUAUCACCCACAUGAACACCCCCCUGAAUCUGGCCGGCAUGGCCAUUGAGCGCUACAUCGCCAUCUGUGACCCUCUGCACCACGCUGAGGUCUGCACUGUACGCAGAACCUACAUCGCCCUAGCCAUCACCUGGGGUGUGGCAGCCGUGCCUGCGUUUUCGGACCUCGUAAUUACACUCGCAAUGCAACCACUUAGUUUCUUUUCCACUGCUAUUCUUUGUUUUAUCUACAAUAUAUUCAAUACACCAUACCAUGAAGUCAGAGGUACAGCAGUGCAAGUUAUUUACAUUUCUUUUGUGUGGCUAACUUUGAUCUAUACUUACUUCAGAGUGCUUUUUGCAGCGAAAGCCGCCAGUACAGAUCCCAUUUCUGCCCAAAAAGCUCGCAACACAAUCCUGUUGCAUGCUGUGCAGGUAAUGCUGUGCAUGCUGUCUUAUAUCACCCCUUGGUGCGACAUAUUUUUCCUGCAGUUAUUUCCUGAGCAGAGGACGACGAUACUCUUCUCAACUUUUUUCAUUGGGAGUGUUUUACCACGCCUCUUAAGUCCAUUGGUCUAUGGAAUUAGGGACCAGAAGUUGUUUAUGUAUAUGAAAGGAUAUUUCUUGUGCAGAUUGUCUAUUGUAAAGGUGAAUCCAACUUAA